This is a messenger RNA of Salpingoeca rosetta, 4132 nucleotides long. RefSeq lists its product as uncharacterized. The transcript has 16 exons. Bases 104 to 4132 code for a protein of 1342 amino acids. The record is from RefSeq and is a predicted model, not a curated record. Lineage: Eukaryota; Choanoflagellata; Craspedida; Salpingoecidae.
GAGAGUUUGUUUUGUUGGUGGGUAAAAGUCGAUUGUGGAGGAGGCGGAAGACGACGAAACAAAGAGGACAACACACACCACACACACACACACGCAAGGAGCCAUGGACCCAUUGGGUGACAAAGAGCAGCAGCAGCAACAGCAGCAGCAACAGCAACAGCAGCAGCAACAGCAGCAGCAACAGCAGGAGGAGGAACAACCAUUGGAUGGGGAAGAACGACCGCGGCUGGCGCCGGAGGAAGUGGCAAAGACGGUGCUGAAGAGCGUGCAGCAAACCACGAGCCGAUCCGUGACACAGUUUGGGGGCCAGGAUGACGCCCAGCGCUACGUCAAGACGGUGUACAAGUCAGUCCUCGUACAGCGCCAGCUGCCGCAAACCCCAAGGGACCAGCUGCUCGUCGUCACCGUCAUCCAGGCGCACGGGCUCGCAGACAAAUGGACCAAGCAAGCAAACGCCUGGCGCAUCUUCUGCACGCUGGAGUUCCAAGGCAGACAACGGACAACGAGCGGCGUGCCGGCGGCACGCAACCCAACGUUCAACGAGAUUGCCAGCUUCCCGCUGCAUGGCACACGCAUCACCUCGGGACUCAAAAUCUCGCUGUGGGCAAGCGCCGCCUCAACCACAACGGCCCGCGCCCAGCUGCGCCCGCAGCAGAACACCGCUCGUGAAGCAGACAGAGACCGCUCCAGCCCCUUUUGGCGAAAGCGCAACAUGACCCUGCGCUUCCUGGGGCAAGUCCACCUCAAGCCCUCCGAGCUCCAGGGCAUGGUCUCCGCAAGCGCCAGCACGCCACUGCCGCUACAGAAGCGCAGUCCUCGCUCAAAUGUCAAGGGAUCCCUGGCCAUCAGCGUCGAUAGGGCCUCGCGCGAUGAGAUGUCCAGGGCACAGGCAAAGGAGCGCACAAAGUACGAAGAGCUGGCUGCCCACGACGCCGCCAUGAAGGCACGCGAGGGUUACUGGCCAGCACCCCCACCCCACCUUACCCUCCCAUCGCAGGUCCUUUAUGAGGCCGUCUACACUAUCAUGACCUACGAGGCAUCCAUGAUGGACAAUGAGGAAGUCGAGCCAGUGAUGCCACGUGCGUGCAGCGACGCGGCGUGCCACGUGCUCGAGGCGGUGGCAAACCUGCCCACGUGCGAUGCUUUUGACGUGAAGCUUCUCAUCCAGCAUCACAUCAGCCUGGCCAUCAUGGAGGGCGACGACGCUGUGGGCAUCGCGCCGCUCACAGACUAUUCCCUGCUGGUGGCCUGGCUCACCUACAUCUUCAAAGUGCACUUCCACGCGCGUGGCGAUCGCUCUAUCGAGGGCCUGCACUGCUUCGACAUGCCGGAGGGGUGCCAGGAUGAGUUGGCCAGCAGCCUGGAGUCCCUCUUGCUGUUCCUGCACACGGAGUUUAUCCAGUACAAGUUCCAGUUUGCGGCGCACUCGCGCGUUGUGCCCCCGCUCCUUGACCACUUUCUAAACGCGUUUGCAACCUGCCAGGCCAUGCUGGCUGCCCUCCGUCCUGGAGAAGAGUCUCCGCAGGACCGCGCGCGCCGCUGCGUUUACAUCUGCAAAGAAAAGAUCUUCCGUCUCAUCUCCGCCACCGUGGAGGCGAUUCCGCGCGUGUCCGCUGCCAGCCGUCUGGUCACCAUGGCUGAUAUGCUGGAGGACGAAAUCAAGUACGAUCUUGUUUUCUACGCACAGCACUUCCGGCGCCACUUUGAUCUCGAGUGCAUGCAGCUCAACGUGGAGGGCCUGUGCCUGCUGCACGACACGCACCUUCGCCGCGAGCUGCCUGCAAUGGUUGGCGGCAACCAGCCGCCCGUGCCCGUCACCAUCCUGGACGCGUUUCGUCGCGUGCGCGUGCUCAAGGAGAAGUACGUGGACCUUGCUGCCUUGCGGCCGGGACAGCCGGUCCCAUACGCCGACCGCCACCGCCUUUUUGUGGAGCCGAUCAAGUCGUGGCUGCUGGAUGUGGCCGACCGCGUGCCGGGGUUUGUCUCGCGCGCCAUGGAGGUUGACGCGUUCGCCCCCAUCAACGACACCACCAUGCACUCCACCUCUGUGCUCGACCUCAUGACUAUCCUGACGCAGACGCUGUUUGAGCUGGCCGAGCUGCGCUGGGCUGACGUGCAGACAGGCACCACGCUCUUCCGCGUGUUUGCAGAGGCGGUGGUCACCACGGUAUCGACAUACUGUGUGCACAUGCGACGCAAGUUUGGCGACACUGCGGCACAGGCCAGGAGCAAAGGGUUUAUUGGCGGGCGCGGUGGUGACCUCGGUGGGAGUCGUGGGAGCGGUGGUGGCGGCGGCGGCGGAGGUGUUGGACUUGUUGGCGGUGAUGCCUCAACCGAACAUCUGCAUGUCUCGGCGCAGCUGUGUGUGGCAAUCAACAACCUCGCACAGGAUCUAAACGCCAGUGUACGCGCAGAGCCACUGUAUGAGGACCUGAGCAACAUCAGCCUCGACGAGUCUGCGUCGCACGCACAUGACGAUGAGUAUGACAUUGAGGCGAGCCAUUACGCACGCAUUGAGGACGUGCUGCCUGACGAUGACGAUGACUACUACGGUGAGGGCGGUGGUGGUAGCGAUGACAACCAUCACUCACACAGCCACCGCCACCAUCGCGACGCUGGUGGUGAUCACGACGACUAUGAUGAUGAUGAUGAUGAUGAUGAUGCCAACUUCGGCGGUUCGCAGCUGGCGGCCACGGCUGGAGAUCCGUUGAAGAUGGUGAAGCAGGUCUACCAGCUGGCACUUGAGUCACUCGCGGGGACAUUUUCGCCGAUGUUGGGCAUGCUGACCAAUUCCAUCUUCCCCGUGAUUGAGCAAUACCUCAACUUCAUGGCAGGCUUCAGACGUACACAACCCAUCCUCAGCAAGAUGUUCAAGGUGAAGCACGCAAAGCGCCAGGCGACAACCAAGUUUGAGGUGCAGCAGGUCGAGGGCCUCGAUGAGCGAAAGCUUGAGCGGGUGAAGAACAAGAUGCAGCGAAUGGCGCGUCGGAGCAAGCGCGCGACGUGGAAGCGGCACCAGAACCGCCCAUCCGAAGACGUCGAACGCACACGCGCGCCAACAGCCGCAGAGCAGGCAGCCCUCCUCUCAGAUGCGCAGGUUCGCAUUUCCAUGGAGCCGCUGCUGGACUAUUUAGACGCGACGCUGCAGACACUCAGCGCGAACCUCUACGAGGACGUGUUCCACAAUGUACUGGCGAAUAUCUGGGACGCCACGGUUGCGACGGUCGAUCGAAAAGUGAACAGAUCACAGGCACACAUGGACAUUGACCAGUGCGUGACGCUGUACAGCUUCCUCGGGUGUCUGCGCGACUACUUCAACGCCGACGGCCACGGCAUCCCCCAGCGCCGGCUGCGAACACGACUGUACGAUGUGCUGAUGGAGCAGCUGCGACUCAGCAGGCAGUCGACCGCCGACGUCAUGUGGAUGUCCUGGCCCGAACAGCACCGUCAUUCACCCUCGUCUCCCCGCCCACAAAUCAUCAUCCGGCGUGCCCGCUGUUGCCAGCUGAACGUGCGCGUGGAGCGGUGCAACAAACUACCAAAGAUGACUUCGCAGGGCACAACACGCGCAGUCCUUGAUGCAGUCAUGCGCACAGACGACACAAUGCAGGUUGGUUCAUCUCAACGUCGGCAUACCCAGCACUGGAUUGGGUAUCCUGUUGAAGAGUCGUUGAACCCUGUUAUGAACCAGGAAUACACGUUCAAGGUUCGUUCGUUUGCAGGCAUUCUGCGCAUCGGCAUUUAUCACAUACGCGAGAAGAAGCGCGAAUACAUCGGGGAGACGUGCAUUUCGCUGCAGGAUGUGCAAGAGAGCAUGACAGCAGAUAUGGUGCAGCCUCUCAUUCCGCUCGUCACCAAGCGAUCAACCAGUCUCUUGAGCGUGCUUGCAACUCGCAGAGGCGAGCCAGACGCUGUCCGGUUUGUGGAGGAACGGGCCGGUGAAGUCCGCGGUCGCAUCGUCAACUCAUCUCGCUCAAAGUUGCAUGUUGUGGUUGGGCACCACUUCUUUGCCACGCGGUAUGCAAUCCCACCAGAGUGCGGCGUGUGUCAGAGCUUAAUCUUCGGUGUUGGCAAGAAAGUGUACUUGUGCGACUUGUGUGGCCUCACCGUGCACAAGCGCUGCCACUUUUAG